Trichosurus vulpecula (common brushtail) is the source of this 2836-nucleotide messenger RNA. It is a transcript of the gene RAB1A, whose product is annotated as RAB1A, member RAS oncogene family. The record is from RefSeq and is a predicted model, not a curated record. The coding region runs from base 482 to 1099 and encodes 205 amino acids. Gene Ontology annotation, molecular function: GTPase activity; GTP binding. The transcript has 6 exons. Lineage: Eukaryota; Metazoa; Chordata; Mammalia; Diprotodontia; Phalangeridae.
AGUCGGGAGGGGAGAGGAAAGGGGGGGAAGUGGGGUAAAGUGGGGUGGUCAACAGUUCCCUCAAUACGCAUGCGCCAAGAGAGCCGGGCUCGUCGGGAAAGCGAGUCCCAGCCGCCUCGCCAAACCAUCUGGCUGCGGGGCCCCCAGGCGCGCGCCUGGACUAACUUGCCCGGCAUGCAGUGCGGUGCGGCCGCCCUCUGGGCUGUGUAAAGGCCCUUCGGUCUGAGGCUUCCCUAUUUCCUGGUUCGGCGGCGGCCAUUUUGGGUGGAAGCGAGAGCCGAGCGGCAGGAGCGGCGGCGGCAGUGGCAGCUGAUUGUGUUCACUGGGUGCGGAGGGGGGAAGACGUUUGCUCUCCCGGAACGGACUUUCUCAUUCCUUUUCGUCGGUUCCGGGCGCGGAGAAUCAAGGCGGCAGCGGCGGUAGUUGCAGCAGUACCAAGGGCGGAGGUGGCGGCGGCGGCGGCGGCGGCAGCUGCAGUGACAUGUCCAGCAUGAAUCCCGAAUAUGAUUAUUUAUUCAAGUUACUGCUGAUUGGAGAUUCCGGUGUUGGGAAAUCUUGCCUUCUCCUUAGGUUUGCAGAUGAUACAUACACAGAAAGCUACAUCAGCACAAUCGGUGUGGAUUUUAAAAUAAGAACCAUAGAGUUAGAUGGAAAAACAAUUAAACUUCAAAUAUGGGACACAGCAGGCCAAGAGAGAUUUCGAACAAUCACUUCCAGUUAUUACAGAGGAGCCCAUGGCAUCAUAGUAGUGUAUGAUGUGACAGACCAGGAGUCCUUCAAUAAUGUAAAACAGUGGCUGCAGGAAAUAGACCGCUAUGCCAGUGAAAACGUCAACAAGUUAUUGGUAGGGAACAAAUGUGAUCUGACCACAAAGAAAGUAGUAGACUACACAACAGCAAAGGAAUUUGCAGAUUCUCUUGGAAUUCCAUUUUUGGAAACCAGUGCAAAGAAUGCAACAAAUGUAGAACAGUCUUUCAUGACAAUGGCGGCUGAGAUUAAAAAGCGAAUGGGCCCUGGAGCAACAGCUGGGGGUGCAGAGAAAUCCAAUGUUAAAAUUCAGAGCACUCCAGUCAAGCAGUCUAGUGGAGGUUGCUGCUAAAAUCUGCCUCCCUUCUUUUCUCACAGCAAUGAAUUUGCAAUCUGAACCCAAGUGAAAAAAAACAAAACAAAAAAAAAAACAAAAAAAAAAAAAACAAAAUUGCCUGAAUUGUACUGUAUGUAGCUGCACUACAACAGAUUCUUACCGUCUCCACAAAGGUCAGAGAUUGUAAAUGGUCAAUACUGACUUUUUUUUUAUUCCCUUGACUCAAGACAGCUAACUUCAUUUUCAGAACUGUUUUAAACCUUUGUGUGCUGGUUUAUAAAAUAAUGUGUGUAAUCCUUGUUGCUUUCCUGAUACCAGACUGUUUCCCGUGGUUGGUUAGAAUAUAUUUUGUUUUGAUGUUUAUAUUGGCAUGUUUAGAUGUCGGGUUUAGUCUUCUGAAGAUGAAGUUCAGCCAUUUUGUAUCAAACAGCACAACAGUGUCUGUCACUUUCCAUGCAUAAAAGUUUAGUGAGAUGUUAUAUGUAAGAUCUGAUUUGCUAGUUCUUUCUUGUAGAGUUAUAAAUGGAAAGAUUACACUAUCUGAUUACUAGUUUCUUCAUACUCUGCAUAUAAUUUGUGGCUGCAGAAUAUUGUAAUUUGUUGCACAAUAUGUAACAAACAACUGAAGAAAUGUUUAAUAAAUAUUGUACUUAUUGGAAGUAAUAUCAAACUGUAUGGUGAUAAGUAUUGUCUUAAUUCUUAUGGUUAAGGGGAAAUAUAGGCUUGCAUUGUGCUCAAAACAUAGCCAUUUAUGUUCAACCAGGGCACUUUAGACCUAUUUUAGAAUAGCAACAACAAUGCUUCCCAGCUAAUAUACCUGAUAAAUGAUGCAACAGUGCAGGCAUGUAUACUGUACAGGGAUUUAGCAAAUUUGGUUUGGAGGGAGAUUAAAGUGGUAUUUAUGGAAAUCAAGUACAUUUUGAAUGUACAAUAUUUAGUCUAUUAUCUCUGAAAUUUAAAACCAUUUUUAAAUGGCUUUAUUUAGAAAUGCUUUUGUUAAUUCAUCUGUAGUAGAGAUGGAAAAUUGUAUCUUUUUCCUAACUUGUGAAUGAUCAGACUAACAAUUCAAGCUGAUGUAAUUUAGCCAGUAUGUGCUUUUUUUUAUAUACUGUUACUUCCAUAUUCUGAAUCAGUACCGUUUCAACUUUAUUAAAUAAGUUUAGCGCACUAUCUUCAAUAAUUAUUCUGCCCUCCAUAAACUGUAGCUAUAUAACUUGUGUUGGGGGAAAAGUUAAAACACUGAAGCAGCUUGGGAGUAGGCUUUCUUUCAUUAGUUGAUAACCCUUACCUGAAAAAUGACACCCCUAAAAAUGAGUUAAAACCAUUUGUGGCUGGGUGGAAAUUUUAAAAGAAAGUUAUUUGCCUGGGUGAAUUUUUGCACCCACAUGAAAACAGAAGUCUCAAGAAGAUGUUGGGUUUUUUUGAGUUGGGUUCUGAAUCUUUUGUUUUCCCCCUAAACACUUUGAUUUAAGAUUUUCCCCUUAUUGUUUGUUUAAACAUAUGCUACAAUAGCCAAAACACUGUACACAAACACAUUCUAUGGUGAAGUCUUUGAACUUAAUUCAGGGGUUAAAAUACAGGUAAAAGCAACCCUUAAAAUAUUUUUUAUUUUAUUUUCACUAAACAGGCAAUCGUAAUACAUGGUACAAAAAUAAGUGGGUAAGAUUAUUGUAAAAUGAAUGAACAGAAUAAAUAUACAAUUGAAUUUUCCAUCUAUGAGAAUUUCACAAUAAAAUCAUAGUUUACUUUGUA